Messenger RNA from Nasonia vitripennis (jewel wasp), 7896 nucleotides. RefSeq lists its product as uncharacterized. The coding region runs from base 295 to 6771 and encodes 2158 amino acids. NCBI's taxonomy places the organism in Eukaryota, Metazoa, Arthropoda, Insecta, Hymenoptera, Pteromalidae. Gene Ontology annotation, molecular function: protein binding. The transcript has 13 exons. The record is from RefSeq and is a predicted model, not a curated record.
AUCAGUGUGUCUCUCGGCCCUCGGGUGUCCGGACAGCGGAACAUGGACCGCCAGUGCCGCAAAAUUCUCGCAACAGCCCGCGAUCAAUAAUUUAUUGUUUAAAAAGUAAUACGCGACACAGGUCCCUCGUCGAGCGGCGAGAAUCGCUCAUCUGAACUCGGGAUAACGUCGCGAUAAAUAACCGAGCGGCGGAAAUGCUGCCGGACGAGGAGUAGCUCGAUUAAAAUGCGAUUCACUGCGGAUGACAGCCGUGCGCCAAAGAGGUGGAUCAAGAUGAAUUAAUAAUCAUGCCUCAUGGCUGGCAGUAGUGGCGGUAGGAUCAAGCAAGAUGGAUCAUUGGUUCGAGCAAGAUUGAGUCUGUCACCUACUGGCCACAGUCGUUUGUACCGUAAAUAUAAGACGAUUAAAAGUAGAUGCAACGAUCAUAGAGAUAAACAGGAAUCAAAACUUCUUUAUCUGCGACACAUAAAUUUAUUACAGCAAGACGUAGAGAGAAUAUUUAACGAAUCCCUAUACUGCGAUCUGAAAAUCAUACACAAAUACCAAGAAAUACAUACAAAUCAAUGCAUCGUUAGGGUCAGAGCACCAUGCUUCUAUGAUGUUAUCAAGCCAUAUUUUUCAGUUCAAACUAAGACAGCACACUGUUACGUUAAACAAUUUGGAACUUACCUACACAUCAAACAUUUUGUGAGACUCUUGCAUACAAAUAGGGAUGUGUCAGAAUAUGAAAAAUACGUUAUUCAGCUCAUUUUAAUCUCACAACAAAGAAAGCAUACAUACGACAAAGCUAUAAACUUCUACAUGAACUACUGCUACGGAGAUGUGGCAACAAAGAGUUUAAAUGAUAAAAGUUCAUCAUCGUCCGAGAUGGCCGACUCCGGAUUAGAGACAGGAUCGAUGGUGAGCCCCCAAGAGACGAUUUCCGAAAACUCGAGCACCGACUUGGACGAGCCGAAUGAAGCCAAGAUACUCGCCAGGAGCGACGAUGACAUAGUCUACGCGGAAGCUUGCCUCCCAAGGAGAAAGUUCCCCGGCCCCAUCGAGUCUUCGAGAGUCCCGAGGCAAAUGAGGGAUGAGAUCUCCGAUUACGAGAAUCGCGUACUGAGCGAUCCGUUCUACGACGAAAGCGACGACGACGACGACGACGAUGGAGUGGGUUCCUACGUACCCACGAGCUCUUUCGAAUUCGAAAAGCCGAGUGCUUUAUUGCUGGCCGGCGGCAAUAGUAAAAAGAACGACGAUAAAUUAUUUCGAGCUGAUAGGAUUACGCAAAACGGGAAAAAACCGAACAUCAACAUCUCGCAGCACGUCGACAACUCGGCAUCGAGCAACUACUACUUCAUAGAUGCUUCCAGUCUGAACGACGAUCCCGAUGUGACGACGCCAGGUGCGGGGCCGCACGACGUUAACGGAAGGCUCGCUUGGCCGACUACUCAGGCACCUGUCGGUUGCUACAUUCCCACGUCGCGGUCGAAUAACUUCAUCCACAAUGACGACACCUUCAAACUAUGCAGUCGAAAAAGUCGAAACGCUCAAAACCACUACGAGGAGACGGCGGAAUUCCAGACGGAUCUCAAGCUUAACGAGUUCCUCGAGCCGCUAGCCGAGCCCAGGAAGUUGAAGAAGCAGGAGUUGGUGAACGACGAGCUGAGUAACACGAAAAGUGCUAACAAAGAGUCUCUGGUAGUAGAGAUAAAAGAAGCCGACAGUGGAGAAAGUGCGCAGCACUCGCCGUGUCCGGACAACACAAAACUCGACAACGCACAAAAGGUGCAGGAAAAACUCAGUAGGAUUGAUUCGGAGCAGCGGGAAUCCGACGAUGAAGAGGAGCAAGAGCAGGAGCAAGAGCAGGCAAAGCAAGAGGACGACCCGGAAAGGCGGCCUUCGCUUAUCAGGCGGAACACCUUCGAACUCGACGCGAACGACGAAAAGCUGUCCAGCCUCAGGCAGGAGUACGAGAGACGGCAGGGCACCCUGGUUUUCCAGAAUUCCAUCACUCAGUACUCUUCGCACCGGGUAGACGACGACUCCUUCUUCGACGUGACGGCUCAAUCGGAUUCGAUGCUAUUAGACUUAGAACCACCUCAAACGCAGCCCAUCCUCGACGUCGUCCGGAACAAGUACGAUCUAGAUAAUGCUGAAAAAGAGAGCAAAUCACUCUCGCUUGCUCGCGACGAUGCUCUUGUUCGCAGUGCCAGUGACAAGCUUCUUGCCACCAGCGAUGACGAGGAUAUCUCCUUCAGCAGCUUGCCUGUAACCAUCAACGAGGAUCUAUCAACUAUGAGCCCGGCGAGUAAGUCAAAGCUACGGCGGAACGAAGCAGCGCCGAUAGUCUCGGGUGGAGCGAGCACAGCCGACUUCCGCAAAGCUACGGACAGUCCGAUCGUCAAGCGAAAAACCGAAUCAACACCAAUCGUCUCAGGUGGCUCUAUCAUCUUGCCAGAGUUGACGAAACCCCGACCAAAGCCUACCCUGUCUUCCUCAACGACCGCCUGGGUCGUCGAUAUGAGCGAUUGCAGAUCGAACAGCAUCAGCGAGAAACCACUGACCAAGAGACGUUCUGCUGAAUCCCAAAUCAGCACCUCGGCGACAAACUUUUCGCCAUGGACUGAAGCGAACGCCAAAGAGGAGAAACAACACUCGAGUCUGGGUUACUUCGUGAACCUAGACGACAUAAAGAGUCCGAAGGAGAAACCAAAGGGCCCGUUUGGAGGAAAGCACCGACGGCGACCGAGUGACACAGGCAGUGAAAAGAAUUACUGUGAGUUUUUUGUGGAUCUCUCGGACAAUAAACCUGCUCCGGCACGCAGCAGCUCCGUCGUGAACAAGAAGAAGGAAGACGACAGUGUUAAAGCUGUGCCAAACGCGAUGGCGAUGAGUCAGCCGAGUGACAGCAAGAAGAAUAUUUUCUCCAUGUUCAUCGAGUUAGGACAAACGGAGACGACCAGCGGAAGAAGCGUCGCCAAGUCUAGCUCAUCGUCGACACUCGCGGACAAACGAUACGAGCUGACGCAGUCGAUGGAUCAAAUGGCUGCAAGUGCUACAAAUGGAGUGAGCGAGGAGAGGAAGCCAAAGUCCGGGGUGUUCAUGUUUAUCGAGUCCGAUUCUCCUAUCGUGAGGCGACGGACCUUGUCGAGUUCUCGACCUGCUUUUAAAAGACACUCCUGGAAUACAGAUAAGGUAAACGAGCUGCAGAACCAGCCGCAGACUCCGACGCAGACCACACCACAAUCGGCGACGAGUAUCGCGGCUAGCAAACGGAUGCACAAGCGAGCACAAAGCCUGUCGGUUGACAGGUGCGGUGAUCUGCGCAAGAUGCUUGGUCACAAGUCUAGUAAUUCCAGUCACUCGUUGAAUGAGAGCGCUAUGCUGCAGGAGCAACAGAAGAAGCAGGAAGAGGAACGACAGCAGCAAGAGGAGCAACAGCAAACGCAACAGCCAGACUUGAUGGAGGACUCCACCUUUGACUAUGACACAAGAGACACACCGCCGAAUUCUCACGUGGAGAUCAUGAACGACGAGUUGCUGAUGAGCUUGAAAAAUCGAAACUUCCAAGAGCUAGAUGCAAUUAACGAACAGACGAGCAAAGAGACGAGGAGGAAGUCCACACAGCAGGACGACGGAUGUUCAGAGAGCUCUGUCUGGGACAAGACGCCAACCGAAAGCACCGAGAAUAAUCAGACGCGUAAGAGCGAGACCUUCGACGUGAUCAGCAGCAGUGCCAGUGGGCCUUCUUCUGCAAGCGAUAAUCUUGAUUUCAAACUCGCCGAUCUCAUCGAUGCCACGCAACAAAAACUAGCGGUAUCGUCAAAGGUGAUGAAAAAUCAUCAAGAUAACAGACUACAUCAGCCGAGCCACGACAAAGCAACGAAAUCAAACGGUAAGGUGGGUCCUCCGGCCAGUUUUGUCAGACUAUCAGACCUCGACAAGAGGCCACACGGGUCCAGUGCAACCUCCUCGAUGAUUGUCACGACGAGCCACGAAAGCUCCUACCGCCUGAGCAACAGCGUCACCGAGACAUCGUGGAUCGAGAGUAAAUUAGUGAUGACGAGUAGGACGAACGAACCGCUGCACAGAACGCUCACGAAGAAGCUGUCGUUGAGCAUGGGCGCGGGCCCGACGAGAUCCGAUAAUUACGAUGAAUUCGGAAACGAAGCUGAUGCCGAGGCUGUUGUUUCCGAAUCGGAUAUAUCUAGUUUACAGAGUAGCAUGGGACGAUCUGGGCAAGCAGGAAGUACCGAAGAGACGGAAACUUCUACAAGUUUCGCAUUGGGCAAACCUUAUAAUAGACUGGGCGAAGAUUUACUUAGGAUGUUCCUCGAAGAAAUCAAUCCCGACGUAACGAUCGACGUCGGUGGUCGACGAAUAAGAGCGCAUAAGUGCAUAUUGAGCUCCCGCUGUCAGUACUUCGCCGCUAUUUUGAGUGGCGGUUGGAUUGAAAGUGCUGGUAACAUAAUAUCUUUGCAAGGAUACUCCUAUAAUGCGGUGCACUUUGCCCUAUGCCACAUAUACAGCGGCGAAAGUUGUAUACCAGACUCUAUAAGCAUCGUCGAAUUGGCUACUCUGGCGGAUAUGCUUUGUCUGGAAGGCCUCAAAGAAGUUAUAGGUUUUACGCUUAAAGUUAAAUAUUGUCACUUGUUUCACAAGCCGUGCAAUGGAUGUGCUGUCGGUGUUUUAGAAUGCAUGCCUUUAGCUGCUGCGUAUGGAUUAGAUGAAGUUUAUAGAAAAUCUCUUAGGUGGGUAACGCGACAUUUCGUAAGGAUAUGGCCAUGCAAGGAAUUUGCAACUCUACCUCGGGAAUUGAUGGACAAAUGUUAUCACCAGCACAUAGUUCAUAUGUGCGCAGAUAACGUACUACAAACCAUCAUGGACUGCGACAAACUCUUGACUACGUUACCGAACGUACGAUGGGCCGAACCAGUUUUCCGACUAGCAUCAAAUCUCCUUGACGCAUCCAUGAAAUAUUUGACUGACAAUUUCGCUAGUGUGCUCGGAAACGAAAGCUUCCAAGGACUUGACCGAGAGCUUACGUGGAAUAUAAGUCGACUAGAAGACCAUCUUCUGGCAGCUGCCGAACGAUUGCCACCCGAACAAGCUUGCAAGAGUUACGCGAAACUUGACAAAAUGUUCAACACAAAGCACACGACUGAUCCUCAACGCAUGAAAACUAGCAGCUGGAGCCCCUUAUUCAUGACACUUAUGACUAAGAUCAGAGCACAGGUAGAAAAAUGUCUUAUACGCGAUGCCGCACGAGCAGCUAGAACCAAUGCUUGGUUGAAGAUGGAUUUGGAGCUUCGACGGCAUAUUCAGGAACUUGCUUGUCUUGUCAUUUUACCAAAUGAUCCGCCUAAUAAAAGGCCAUCUAGACACUCGAAUUUCUUAAAGGAACCAAAGGAGCGUCAAGAGCAAAAAAUACCUACCAGUCGUACACCGCCGAAUAGGAACUUAGAUUUACGUAGAGUUAAGAUGGCUAUUUCUGAACACAAUGAUAGAACGCUCAAACAGACGCCGCUACUUCAAACUCGUAAAAUUAUGAACAAACCAAAAACUGACCCAUUAGAAAGGAAAUCGCAGAAUGAGAAGUUGACUAGUGAUACAAGUAGUAUAUCAAGGCCGAAAUCUUGGCCGAAUAAAAUGGAGGUAAAGUCAAGAUAUCUGGAACCGCGAAACCGGCCAACUUCAAAAGAGUCUGUUCCAACCAACCAAGAGAAAAAUUUAAGCCAGCAAAGAAGGAAAAUAAUGAUCUCAUCAUCAGAUUCGUCUCGAACCUCAAGUCCGGCUAUGAAGCGCGCUGCGGAAAAGAAGGGACUGAUGAAAAGCGUGAGCAAGGUACCAAUGAAAAAAGACGGUAAAGCUCUUUCCUCUGACAGCCUUACGGAAUCGGGCUCCCGCUUGAGUCUCAAGAAGGACAGUGCGAGUAAGAGUCUCGGUAUUACGAGGCCGGAAUCGCCUCAGCUAAAAGUCAAGGAAGCUAGCAUUGAACCUGGCCUAUCGAUUGACUCUUUGGCUGAUUCCAAAAAGAAACCUGUAGUUAAGAAACCUAAUAACAAAAUGGACACUUCAAUGUCCACGGAUAGUUUGAUGACUGACGUGACAGCUAUAACGACCCCUAAAUCUAUGGCCACCAAUAAAUCGUCCCCUGUUUUAGGCAAAACAGCUACUAAUUCUAGUAUUAAUCAGACACGAAAUUACGAAAGGUUGAAAAAGUCCUCUCCUCCCACGCAGCAGCGUAAUAUCAACAAUACAACAUCUUCGACGCGCAAGCCAGCUCGAUCACUGGAGAGUUCAACCGCUGCCAGUAGAAGUAGGGCUGCCGCAGUAGUCGAUACUUAUCGCGGCUCUUUGAAUCUGCGAAAGAGCCUCUUGGACGCAGCGAAGGCACCCGACAUUCCCAGUAGAGUCUACAACAGCGCGGCAAUGACCAGAACAAACUUGCGGCAGAGCAGCCAGUCGAUGAGGUCAUCGUUCGCCGGCUCCAAUAAGAAUGAGAAGAAAGACGAUGUCACCGGCAAUAAUCAGAGGUCUAACUCGAGUCCGGGUAGCAAGAGAUCGCCAAAGUCUAACAUCACCUCUAGACUGACCAAGUCAACUAUUGUAACUGCUAAGCAGAAACCAAACAAGAUCGAAGACAAGUCCUCCAAUAAGGCCAAAUCUCAGGCUGGUGAUGGUCCCAAGUUCCUUAACCAAAGUUCAAGGUCAGGUACUUUCCUGAAAGACGAGCCGACGAUAUUAAACAAGUCAGAUAUCGAGACAGCUGCCAUCGAUGUUUAAUCCAAUUGCUCGGUAAUAUUCAGUGCGCUAAUAAUGUAUUUGUACAUUGCAUUAGUGAUCCUCUAAUUAGAAUUCGAACAGUCUUGGAUGAGCCGUUGUCGAGCUCAUCAAGAUGCUCUCUGAUCAAGGAAUUAAAGCCACGCUGUUGUUAGGUGGCUGGCUGCUUGUAUGGUACAGCAUUUUUCAUAGGGAUUUCAUACGGAAUCAAAUUUUGAAAAAAGUGGAAGGACUUGUAAAUUUACCUCACAAAGGAAUUUAAAGCAGCUAUGGAAAUUCGUACUAAUAAUUAUAUGGCGAUAUCAAAGUUUUGUACACAAUUAUAUUUCAUUAGCUUUAAUUAUUUUUUUUUUAUUUCUAUUAAUUUAUUGUUUGGAAGAAAUUUUUAAAUUUCAAAGUCCUUAAAAGGUUUUCAAUUUGUUGGAACUGAACUUUCAAUGCUUCAUUAUGAUGUUUAACAUUGAGGUAUGAGUUUAUUAUUGAUUGUUGAUAAUGUAUUGAAGUAAUGGAUAAAAUGUUAAAGAGUGCUUUAAUCUAAACCUAUAUAUUAUAAUAUAUACCGAAUGAACUGUGGCUGUUAGAAAAAUUAUUAUACGAGGUAUAAUUUUUUAUAUAAGAGCAGAUUUGAAAUUUAUAAGAGAUGAAAGAUGGUCAUUAAUGCAAUCUAAAUAGAUACUUGACUAUUGUAAUACAUGAAACAUGUGCAUCUCAAUAUACCCCUCAAAGGUAGUUAUCACGUUGAGUAACUGGAGUCAGUUAUUCAAGGCAAUAUCUUUGAACCUGGAUGAACAUAUUUGUAAUCAACCAUAUCAAAUGUCUUGCUUUUAAACUUCGAGAUUCUAGGUAAGCCUGUGUUAGUAAGGCGAAAUUUACUUCCUUAGGACAGCCCAAUGUUGCCAUCCAAACAUCCGCAUAAAUCUAUUAAUCUGUCUCUUGUAAAAGUACUGUUAAUUCGAAUUUUUUUACUUAUUGUUAAUUUAGUUUAUUUUAUUUAUUUACAAAAUUUAUGUAUCUAUAUUUUACAAUGUACAUUUCUAUGCAAUAUUUAUAUCUAGUCAUCGCGAUACAUAUUUUAAAUAUUUACUUUUAUGUAAUGUUAAUAAAUAAUUCAGAACAGUGUUUAAAAAA